AUGGGAAUGGAAGUCAACGUGUUGAAUGAAUUGCCGGGCGGAGGUGGAAUUCUCACGGUGAGCACGCACCCAAACGCAACUGUGGAUUCCCUGAUCGGGGCUGCGUGUCAGGACAAGAAGUUGACCCACCAGCCAAGCAUCGGGCUUUACACAAAAGACAACAGACUUCUCUCAGCACGCGGUUCCUUACGGGCACAGAACAUACGGCCGGGCGACACGUUGUAUCUGCGCUUCAAACAAUCCGAAGACGACAUACUCUACUACGCCAACUGGAAGAUUCUCUCAGUGCUCUGCCUCAUUACUGGAAUGUGUGGCUUGGGCUUCGCGUUCGUGGUUUUCUUCUUCACCGGUGGCCAGGUGCCAUUCGUGUACGGCAUCGUCGUUGAAGUGGGAACGAGCCAUACAGAGGCGACACUCUACCACUGGGAGGGCGCGAAGCUGGGUGGGACCGGUCGCGUGGAUCAGGUGCGUCGAGUCGAAAGUCAACAGGUCGGCUUCGCGCAGACGGCGGCGCCGGGUGCGACGUCGAGAGACAUCUCGGGGCUGCUGGAUACCCUCAAGGAGUACGUGCCCGAAUCGCAGAGACCCACGACUCCAAUUUAUCUUCUCGCCACCGAAGGAAUGCGACUGAACAAGCGUCCGACGAUUCCCAAAAUCGACGAGCCAAUGAAAGUGCUUUCAAUGACCACCACCACCCCCAACCCCCGCCCGACUCGGAUCAGAGGUCGAUUGCGAGGACGCAAGACACAACGAUGGGUGGAGCCAGCCGAACAAACUUCCAUUUGGACAGAAAGCUCAGAAGAAAAAAUCACACCUUUUAGAGGAGAAAUAUUCGACUAUAGAAGCACGCGAAGGAAACGAAGAUCAAAACGAAAAGUCGAGAGUGCCGACACUGCAGACAGUCUCAUCAACCCGAAGGACACGGACACCGCGCUGUUGGCUGUCGAGUGCGCGCUGCGUAGCUCAGGAUUCAGCUUCAGGAGUUCGGGUAUCCUGAGCGGGAGGGACGAGGGAAUUUACGGAUGGCUUUCCACCAAUUACCUGCUCGGACGAUUGCCCCCGCCGAGCGGGGCGAAAAAGUUGUUCGCCGGUUCUCUCGAUCUGAGCGAGGCUUCCUCACACAUUGCGUUCGCCGUGACCGAGAAGGAGGCUGUCAUGGACACGGACGUUACGCGAUUACGACUUUACGGUGAAGACUUCCACGUGUACUCGCGAAGUUCACUUUGCUUCGGUGUCGGGCAAGCGUACCUGCGAUAUUUGGCUCGGAUCAUGCACGACAACAAAUACGUGACUGGUCGGGCCUUGGAGAGUUCCUGUCACCACAGAGGUCAACUGAUAGACGUUCGAAUUGAACACAUAUUCUCGACGCAAUGCACACUGACUCCCAAAAUGGACACAUCAAUCCUACUGAAGUUGAACGAGAGCGUCACCUUCAACGGUACAAGCGAUCCGGAGGGGUGUCAGGCCCUCACCGAAGACCUUGUUGAUGAGUCGCUUUGCGACGAACAAGGGUACGGGCAGUGCUUCAAACCUCUCGAGCGAAGAGUGCCAUCUAUCGACUAUAUGGCGUUCGCUGAGUUCCAUAAGGCGGCCAAGGUGAUCAAUUUCACGAGAGGGUCCCUGGCCAACUUCAGUUCCGCUACAGAGCACUUUUGCUCGUCCACGAAGCAACAACUUCGACGGAAGGGCUUUAGCGAGGACGAUCACGGAGCGACAGCCUGUUUCCGUCUCAAUUAUAUUCUGAGACUGCUUAGAGAGAAGUACGGCUUCGACGAGGAAACCAUGCAGAGCCUCACUUUUGCACAAAGCGAACAGGGAUACCGACUGGGGUGGGCCUUAGGAUUCAUGAUCAACGCGACGAAUUCGUUGCCUGCCGCCCCACCGGUUCCCCCGAUGAUCACAAACGAACUUUUCGCCCUUAUGGUGAUCAUGUUUGCGAUAUUCGUCGCAUUCGGCUUGGUUUUCGGCUGCCUGUCGAAGCGAAGACAGUUGGUCAUGCGCAACGGGCUCAAGAGCGAGAUUCCCUGA
Molecule: messenger RNA, 2028 nt
Organism: Galendromus occidentalis (western predatory mite)
Lineage: Eukaryota; Metazoa; Arthropoda; Arachnida; Mesostigmata; Phytoseiidae
Product: ectonucleoside triphosphate diphosphohydrolase 2-like
Exons: 10
Coding region: 1-2028 (675 amino acids)
Biological process (GO): nucleoside diphosphate catabolic process
Cellular component (GO): membrane
Molecular function (GO): nucleoside diphosphate phosphatase activity
Source: RefSeq, a predicted model, not a curated record